GCUUCGCAAGAUUCUUCCUUGUUUGAGAAGAAAAUACACCUCGUCCUUUUGCUGCUUCGAUCUUCCUGCGAACUGCUUGCGUGCGCCAUCAGGACGCACAGCCUUACAAGCAAAGCCUUCGUCGCUAUCAAAGUUCGCAAUCAUGGGUAAGGAGAAGGUGCAUAUCAACAUUGUGGUCAUUGGACAUGUCGACUCCGGCAAGUCCACGACCACCGGCCACUUGAUCUACCAGCUGGGUGGGAUUGACAAGCGUGUGAUUGAGAGGUUCGAGAAGGAGGCUGCUGAGAUGAACAAGAGGUCCUUCAAGUACGCCUGGGUGCUGGACAAGCUCAAGGCCGAGCGCGAGCGCGGUAUCACCAUUGAUAUUGCCCUGUGGAAGUUCGAGACCACCAAGUACUACUGCACGGUUAUCGACGCCCCUGGACAUCGCGAUUUCAUCAAGAACAUGAUUACGGGGACCUCGCAGGCGGACUGCGCUGUGCUCAUUAUUGAUUCCACCACGGGAGGUUUUGAGGCUGGUAUCUCCAAGGAUGGCCAGACCCGUGAGCAUGCUCUUCUUGCUUUCACUCUGGGAGUGAAGCAGAUGAUCUGCGGUCUGAACAAGAUGGACGCCACCACCCCCAAGUACAGCAAGUCCCGCUAUGAGGAAAUCGUGAAGGAGGUGUCCACCUACCUCAAGCGUGUCGGCUACAACCCCGAGAAGAUUCCUUUCGUUCCCAUCUCCGGUUUCGAGGGUGACAACAUGAUCACCCGCUCCACCAACCUGGACUGGUACAAGGGUCCCACUCUUCUGGAGGCUCUCGACAACCUGUCUGAGCCCAAGCGUCCCUCUGACAAGCCCCUCAGGCUGCCACUCCAGGACGUGUACAAGAUUGGUGGUAUUGGCACAGUCCCGGUGGGCCGUGUCGAGACCGGUGUGAUCAAGCCCGGUAUGGUUGUGUGCUUCGCCCCCUCUGGCCUGACCACUGAAGUCAAGUCUGUGGAGAUGCACCACGAGUCCCUGCCUGAGGCUCUUCCCGGCGACAACGUCGGCUUCAACGUCAAGAACGUGUCGGUGAAGGAGCUGAAGAGAGGGUUCGUUGCCUCUGACUCGAAGAACGACCCCGCCAAGGAGUGCGCCAACUUCACUGCCCAGGUCAUCAUCAUGAACCACCCGGGCCAAAUCGGCAACGGCUACGCCCCCGUGCUGGACUGCCACACCUCCCACAUCGCCGUCAAGUUCUCGGAGAUCCUGACCAAGGUCGACAGGCGUUCCGGCAAGGAGCUCGAGAAGGAGCCCAAGUUCGUGAAGAACGGAGACGCCUGCUUCGUCAAGAUGAUUCCCACCAAGCCCAUGUGCGUGGAGACCUUCGCUGAGUACCCCCCCCUGGGGCGCUUCGCCGUGCGUGACAUGAGGCAAACCGUGGCCGUCGGUGUCAUCAAGGCCGUCGAGAAGAAGGAUGCGACCGGCGCCAAGGUGACCAAGGCCGCCCAGAAGAAGAAGUGAAGGGGCCUGCAGGAGUGGGGGGAGGGGGGUGGUCCUUCCGAACCCCACUGCCAGGGGGCUGCCAAGAGUUGGGUGGCGGAGGAAAGUGGUAUGCUCGCAAGACUUCCCUCGCUGCCGUUUCUUCGUAGGCUGCUGUUAGCUCAGCGGCGGCAGAACUGGGUUUUGGAUAGGCGGUGGCGAGGCCACGGGGAGUUCCACGCAUUUGCGGGGGGGUUUAGGGUUUAGGGAUUUGGGCUCCAGUGGAAGCAGCGUUUGUAGUAUGUGGUGGGUUUCGUAGAGGAGACUUGCCCGCAGGAGGAAGGGAUCCUGCGGUGCAGGGUACUCGAUGGGGCCUGCUGUUUAAUCUGGAUCGUAGAGCUGGUUUUGCGGAAAAUAACGGCCAUUGUAAUGUCGGUCAGUCAGCAGACGGUUUGUCAUCAGUAGAUGGGAUUCGUUUGUGCUGAUACUAGUGAUGAAGAGAAAAAACAUCACAAAAGCUGAGUUUCUCGCCAACCAUUCAUUCCAGUGCGCAUCAUGGCUGGCAUGGUCUUUGUGCCUGUGUUUAGUUAAGUGGUUUUCGUGUGCUGUAUAAUUUAUGUAGGAGGUAUGCGGAUCAACUUUUGUGAUGAUGAGCCAUUCAAUGACAAUUGCCUGAACUCGGCCGUAUCCAG
Messenger RNA from Klebsormidium nitens, 2136 nucleotides. The record is from the annotation of a GenBank genome assembly. NCBI's taxonomy places the organism in Eukaryota, Viridiplantae, Streptophyta, Klebsormidiophyceae, Klebsormidiales, Klebsormidiaceae.